CUUACUCGUUUAUCAUAUAUUUUUACGCGGGUUUGUGAUGUUAUAUUAUGUAUUAGUUAUGUAUUUUAUAGUAAUUAUCUCUUCAAAAUGAAGGAUAUUACUACUGCGACCACUGUAAUUUAAUACGAACUCGAAAAUGUCACAGGAUCUGGCUGUGAUAUAUCUGUGACAUCUAUCAGGUGAUAAUGACCGGAAUCCGGUGAGAACCAGUGACCAGCCUAUUCAUUUUAGGGCUUCGUCUGUAAUCAUCACUUUGUUUUGAAAGCACUGAUUGGCAAAUCCGCGAUAAGCAAAGCCCCCUGGCUUUGAUAACUUGACACGACGUCCAGGUGUACAACAGCAGAACACAACAUAUAUAAGAGGUUCUUCGAUAUAUGGCAAUGGUCAUAGUCAAUCAAGAUUGAGACACCAGUGGAACAAUGAAGUGGAUUAUUUUGUGUGUAAUUGUGGCUGGAGCCCAUGCCGUCUGCGAGAACGAGAAUGUGGAGGUGUGCGCGUUCGAUCCCUGCCAAGACCUGACCUGUGACGUCGAAGAAGCACAGUGCCAACCCGGAUCAUGUGACCCUUGUGAAGUCACGUGGAUGGCGGAUUCUGCUGACGUCACUGCCCAGUGUAUUGCGCCGUUGACGAAAGAGCAGCGUAAAAUGAAGAAGAAGAAUCACAGGCGGAAAUUCAUUCAGAAAAAGUUGGGAAUGAGAAUGGAGAAGAGAAAACAGUGGAAGCAGAUGACACCGGAAGAGAAACAGGCGGCCAUUGAAGAGAAGAGAGAGAACAUGAUCGAGACUUGGAUGAACAAGGGAAAUGAAGAAAAGGUUGAGCGCAUGCGUGAACAUUGGGCGGGGAAAAUAGCGAGAAUGCAGGAAAGGAAAGAACAAGUUGCCGCCAUGACACCGGAAGAGCUCAAGGCAUUCUUGGAAGAAAAGAAAGCAAGAAAAAUGGGACAGAGGAAAGCAUUUGUGAUUAAAAAGAAAGAGAAACUAAAGGCACGUAAACAUAUAAAGAAACAGGCGAGGCAGGAUAAGCGACGGGGAGAGGGACAAGAGUAGAUAACUCUGUAAUUGAUAUACUCAGUAUUGCUUUGAUAUCAGUUAAAUGUUGUUCUACGCAUUUUGUUGAUGAAAUGAAUUCCAAAUGGGUGUUUCCAUGUAACUUCAAUCAUCUCUGCAUUCUUAAAUUUAGAUAAUUUAAAUGUUGUAAUCUGUAUUGUCAGCAAUGAAAAUACAAAUCUAUUAUAUAAAUAACUUCUUUGUUAUUUUGAAAAUGAGCUUAAGAUUGCGUGAGUUAUGGUAUAGAUGUAAAUUGUUCUCUUGAUCAUAAAACAUUCCUUCUGAGAAUAACUUAUUGGGAACAAA
Molecule: messenger RNA, 1352 nt
Organism: Mya arenaria
Lineage: Eukaryota; Metazoa; Mollusca; Bivalvia; Myida; Myidae
Exons: 4
Coding region: 420-1046 (208 amino acids)
Source: RefSeq, a predicted model, not a curated record